Molecule: messenger RNA, 1101 nt
Organism: Temnothorax curvispinosus
Lineage: Eukaryota; Metazoa; Arthropoda; Insecta; Hymenoptera; Formicidae
Product: 26S proteasome non-ATPase regulatory subunit 10-like
Exons: 4
Coding region: 312-1004 (230 amino acids)
Molecular function (GO): protein binding
Source: RefSeq, a predicted model, not a curated record
CAUGAUUCUCUUGUCAACACACCAGCCUUGAGCCAGCCAUGAUGCGUGAGCAUUUACUACAGGGAGGUGUUGUGAUGUGCAUUGUGCACUUUCAUGUUCGUCCCAUUGAUGUAUGAACUUCGUUAUCACGCGCGUAAUUGUGAUGCGUGAUGCGUUGUGACUUAAAAAGAAUCGUGACAAGUCAAGAUUGGUGACAAAAUAGCGUCGAGCAAUUCCUGAUUCCUGCGCGCGCGUUCAAAACAACGCGCAACAACAUUUCGGAGCGUCAAGAUCUCGUCGAUCUAUCAGUGAAAACCUCGAGAGCCGCGAAAAUGUUGCAGCAAGAGCCGACGGCGUACGAUCUGGCGUAUCGCGGCAGAACCGCGGCAGUGAAGAUCCUGCUGAGCGAGAACGAGAGGCUGAAGACGCAAACGGACAGCAACGGCCGAAUGUUGAUACACUGGGCGGCGCUGGGCGGCCACGACGACCUGGUCAGGCAUUUGCUGUCCCUCGACGUACCGGUGGAUCCCACCGACGACACAAACAUGACUCCGCUGAUCCUGGCGGCGUCCGCCGGCCGCGAGAAGGUCGUUAACACGCUGCUGACCGAAGGCGCGAACGUGAACGCGACGACGGUCGACGGUCACUCGGCGUUGCAGUACGCCGCGUCUAAGAACUGGAAGUCCAUCUGCGUGGCGUUGCUCGAGAAGAAUGCGGACGUGAACAUCGCGGACAAACGGGGUGCCACGCCUCUUCACAGAUCCGCCUCGAAGGGCAACACCGGCAUCGUCGAGCUCCUCAUGGAGUGCGGGAAGAAAUUGAACAUCGAUCAGAGAGACGCGUAUGGUAACACGCCGUUGCAUCUCGCUUGCGAGGAGAACCGCGUGGAAGAAGCAAAACUGCUGACGGCGCACGGCGCGGACUUGACGAUCACCAACCGGGAGCGCAAGACACCGUUGGAUCUCGCGAGUCUCGGAUUGGCCCGACAGCUCGAGGAAAUCAAGCGGGGGACUGCGUCAAAGUGAAAUGCUCCCUCGCGCGAAUUUUUCGUACGAGAGAUUUAUUUUUACGCGAUUUAAGUUUCAUUAAAUAAGUCUCCAAUAAAUUUAUUCAUGAUUAAGA